AUGGCGAUUGGUUUGAAUGCAAGGACCAAAUCACGUAUUUAUUUUAUGCGUAAUUUCAAUAACUGGAUCAAAAGUAUGUUGAUAAGUCAGUACAUCGAGAAAGUCACUUCCAACAAAGUAGGUGUACCUUUACGAGUCUUAGACAUGUGCUGUGGUAAAGGUGGUGACUUGUACAAGUGGCAAAAAUCUAAAAUAACACACCUAAUAUGUGCAGACAUCGCUGAUGUAUCCGUUGACCAAUGCAAGACACGUUACGAAGACUUGAAAGCCAAAAACGACAACAGCAGGUUCCCUAAACUAUUCACAGCCGAGUUUAUAGCUAGUGAUUGCACCUUAGUAUCACUAGAUCUAGUCAGUUGCCGAUUUGCGUUCCACUAUUGUUUCGAAACACUUCCACAAGCCGAACGUAUGUUACAAAAUGCUUCUGAGUGCCUCAGAACUGGAGGAUACUUCAUCGGUACUAUUCCUAACGCUAAUGAAAUCAUGGCCCGUUUCGGCAACGAAGUGUACAACAUAGAAUUCCAAUUCGAUGAUUCUAAUAAAGUGCCUUUAUUCGGUGCAAAAUACUUAUUUCAACUUGAAGGCGUUGUGAAUUGCCCUGAAUUCUUAGUACAUUUUCCAACUUUAGUUAAAUUAGCUAAAAAAUACGGCUUGGAAUUGGAGUCUAAAGAAACGUUUGAAGAAUUGUUUGAACGAGUUUCACCCAGUAAUAAUGGAGCUUAUAUGUUGACGAAGAUUCAAGCUUUGGAGACUUAUCCGGCAUUUGCUAACUCGUCUUUGAGUGUGGCUGAGAGUGAAUACGAGCACGCAAAGAAUCAUUAUGAGAAGACACAUCGGGAGAAGAAGUUUUAAAAAAUUGGUACUUUGUCUAAGAGUGAAUGGGAAGCUAUUUCUUUAUAUAUGACUUUUGCCUUCAAAAAAGUUAAAACUACAUGGAACUCCGAAGGAAAACCUGAAUAUAAAUAA
Messenger RNA from Ctenocephalides felis (cat flea), 966 nucleotides. Its product is annotated as mRNA cap guanine-N7 methyltransferase-like. Gene Ontology annotation, biological process: 7-methylguanosine mRNA capping. Gene Ontology annotation, molecular function: mRNA 5'-cap (guanine-N7-)-methyltransferase activity. Lineage: Eukaryota; Metazoa; Arthropoda; Insecta; Siphonaptera; Pulicidae. The record is from RefSeq and is a predicted model, not a curated record. Gene Ontology annotation, cellular component: nucleus.